Daldinia decipiens is the source of this 1991-nucleotide messenger RNA. RefSeq lists its product as uncharacterized. The record is from RefSeq and is a predicted model, not a curated record. The transcript has 4 exons. NCBI's taxonomy places the organism in Eukaryota, Fungi, Ascomycota, Sordariomycetes, Xylariales, Hypoxylaceae. Bases 549 to 1361 code for a protein of 270 amino acids.
GCGACACUUCCCUUCGCCUUUCUCGAUUCUAUCACGUUGCCGAAUACACCUCCGUUAUCCCGAGAACAGAUACUUUGUUCCCUAUCAUUCAACAUUUCACUGAACUUCCUAAGGACUUGCUAAAGGAGAUUGAGGCGCUACUUAAUAAAUAAGGGAUUCUAACAAAAGCUAUUGAUUUAGUCGGCUAUUGUUUUAUACGUUCUUUUCACCUGUUCAAUUGGUUUUGCUACCGCCGAAAGACCACAAAGAACAACGUACAAAUCAAUUGCAACCCGACGUCACUGCCACGAAUACUGUAAUCAAAAGAUUCGCUAUCUCCAUCUACAUGAUCUGGACGACUUCGUUGCCAUCCAGGCUUGUAUACAAGUAUUAACCGACGAAGAUCGAGAUACAGUACGAAAUACGACAAGGACAUUAUCGGCUCCCCCCCCUCCCUAGAGGAGAUUGAAUCCAACCUACAUUAGAUUUUCAUCCUCUCCAGUCGUUGAUCGGGUUGAGAGAAUUAAGAUUUUGGCAACUUAACAUCGUCGUUAAUAAUUUUCGACAUCAUGUCACUUCGUCAAAUUGCCGUCGCGGCUAUUAUGGCCCUAGGUCCUCUUGCCGAUGCGAAGAACUUACAGUCGCCGGCAACAUCCCCGAUACCAGGGACAGAUACCGUCCACGGAUGUUAUAAAUCCUUGGGAACGUUGCAGCACGAGCAAACGAUCGCAUUCAACACGCAGGGUGCAUGUAACAACCUAUGCCGCCAGAAGGGUAACCUCGUUGCUGCUACCAAUACGGAAGAGUGUUACUGCGGCGACGAAUAUCCUAACUCGGGCGACCUAGUUGAUGAUUCUCAAUGUACAGAGCCAUGUCCCGGGUUCGAUUCGCAAGCAUGCGGUGGUCUUGACACUUACACGGUUUACAAUACUGGAAAGAAGGUAUCAGUUGGUGAGGCACCGGCCUCCAGUUCUUCCAGUUCAACUCCAUCGAAGACUAGUACAAGCGCUUCAGACGCUCCAGCCACCACUUCUGAUGCUACCGAGACCGUAACGGCCUCUAGUGAGCCCGAGUCGGGCUCCGGAACCAAUGUAGCCGGUAUUGCAGCUGGUGUUGUGGUUGGUGUUGUUGCGAUAACUGCUUUUGGCGGUGCAGUUUUCUUCUGGUUGCGGCGAAAGAGAAACGCCGAGAUUGAAGAAGAACACCGACGGAAUGCUGCUAUCAAUACGUUCAUUAGUGGCGGAAAGCCUCCCAGUAGCAGCGGCGGUGUUUCGAUGACCGACUCUCGUCUCGACCCUGUUAUGAACAGACGAAUGAGCGACGGUAGCAUCGCCGACAACCAAGAUUACUCGCGAAGAAUUCUAAGGGUUACCAAUGCUUGAACCCAUCGCAGAUAUCACGAUGAACGACUUCCGCUUGUAACACUUUUUAUUCACAUCGGCAUCAACGGCGUUUCAUGGUGGCCAUUCGUCAUUGGAUGAUCGAUCAGACUAGACGAUCCCUGGCGUUAUUUGUAUUGAGGUGUAAGGAAUAACAUAUUGGGUGGUUACAAUAUAGGGCGAUACUCCUCGGCCUUGCUACUACCGACGAAAAUUUCCUACGCCGUCCUCUCCUUUUUCUUUUGCACGUUGUUGACUGGCCGUGUCACAAUUUGCAGUUUGACAUUAACUUCGGAAUUUCUCGCGAGAUCUAUUAGGGCCCAGGCCCAGGCCCAGGCCCAAAGGGAAGAUAGGCUGCAUUCGUCAUAGGGCGAUAUGCAUUUUGGGUGCUGUGCUACGCGAGAUAGUUAAUUAAAAAAAUGAAGCCGGAGGUCUAGCGGCGGCCCAGGGGAAUUUUGAGCGGAUGUGACCGCCCUGUGCGCGAAGCGUUUUGAUAGAGGAUUAAGCAUUAGUGAUCAUUGAGAGGACUUUGCUGUAUAUUAUUCAGAUAGUCCAAAUGACUAUGCAUUUGCUCGUGGACUUUGGUAUAUACGCGUGUAUUGUAGUUCUGUUUGUAUAUGUUACUUUGUAAGU